AGAGAGAGAGAGAGAGAGAGAGAGAGAGAGAGAGAGAGAGAAGGAGGAGAGUGUGAGGCUUUUAGUUUGGAGUGAGUGAGACAGAGAGGCAGAGUGAGCUCCAUCUCUCUCUCUUACCAAGGCUGUCACACAUGAACAGGACAACUUGAGUUUGGAUCUAAGCCUACCAUCAAUGAAGAUGACGUCGCGCGUUCCUCCCUGGGUCUUUGGAUUAUUUCUACUAGUGCUGCGGUUCUGCCGCUCCUCUGCUCAGCUGUGGGACGAGCGUGGUCCUCAGGGAGCCUUGGACCUGACAGAGUUGAUCGGCGUUCCCCUUCCUCCCUCCGUCUCCUUCGUCACGGGUUUCGAGGGUUACCCCGCCUACAGCUUCGGCCCGGACGCCAACGUGGGCCGCCUCACAAAGUCCUUCAUCCCCGACCCAUUCUACUAUGACUUCGCCGUCACGGUCACCGCUAAACCGACCACACGGCGUGGAGGCGUGCUGUUCGCCAUCACAGAUGCUUACCAAAAGAUUGUACACUUAGGUGUAGCGUUGUCCGAGGUGGAGGACGGUUCACAGAGAGUCAUAUUGUACUACACCGACCCAGGAACCAGAGCUGGCACCCAGGAGGCCGCUUCCUUCAAAAUGGGAGACCUGACGGGCAGAUGGGCGCGGUUUACCCUGACCGUGCAGGGGGCGGAGGUGCGUCUCUACAUGGACUGUGAGGAGUACCACCGUGUGGCCUUCACCAGGAGCCCUCAGCCUCUGACCUUCGAGGCCAGCUCCGGGAUCUUCGUAGGGAACGCUGGCGGCUCGGGCCUGGAGAGGUUUGUGGGCUCCAUCCAGCAGCUGGUGCUGAAGUCAGAUCCCACGGCCCCAGAUGACCAGUGUGAGGAGGACGAUCCUUACGCCUCGGGGUACGGAAGCGGUGACGACGCUUAUGAGGACAUCGAGGGAGUAGACGAAGUGAAGAAGAUUGUGGAGGAGAGAGAGUACACCAUGCCCUUCCCAGAGCUGGACCCCACUCACAGCAGCCCGGUCCAAGCUCCGCCCACGGAGUCGACACGAGGCGAUGAUGAAGAUGAAGACAUAGAGGAGACUUCUGGACAGGAGGUGGAGAUGACCACAGUAAGAGUGAAAUCCUUUCAGGCUGAAACUCCAGCCUCCGUAUUUAACACUUCCCUCCAGGUGUCUCCAGGGCAGAAAGGGGAGCCAGGUCCAUCCGGCCCCCCAGGAGAACCCGGCCCCCCAGGACACGCCUCAGGAGAGGGGGGGGCAGGGGAGCCGGGCCCCCGGGGGCCACAAGGAUCACAAGGACCUUCAGGCGCACCUGGAGUUUCUGGGAAAGAUGGACAACCUGGAAGCAACGGUGGAACUGGUGUCCCGGGAGCAACUGGGAUUCCAGGAUUCCCAGGACUACAAGGAGAGCCUGGUCCCAUCGGAGAAAAGGGGGAUCCUGGUGUUGGACUACAAGGUCUUCCGGGCCCACCUGGACCUGCAGGUCGACCAAGCAAGUCUUCCAUGUUCUUGGAGGGCUCAGGAUUUGAAGACUUUGACAGUGAUGCAGAGAUUAUCAGGGUAAGUGUUUUCUAUAUAAGUAUUCAGGGCCCUCCGGGGUCUCCCGGCAUCCCCGGGCAACCGGGGCCCCCAGGAUCCCCAUCUGAGGAGCUCUUUCCUGGACCACCUGGGGCCCCUGGGAAAGAUGGGAAGGAGGGAGAGAGGGGUGAAUCUGGACUGCCUGGAGUUGAUGGAAAAGACGGGAAUCCAGGAUCUGCUGGGGACCGAGGAGACAAGGGAGACGCUGGUGUAAGCGGGAAACCAGGAGCAAAGGGAGAUCAGGGUCCUCCAGGGUUUCCAGGCCUUCCAGGCUCAGAGGGUGCAGAAGGGCAUCCUGGUCAUAGGGGUCCAUCUGGUCCUCCUGGGCCCCCAGGUCCCCGCGGAGGAAGCUUCAGCAUGGACUUUGAGGACUCGGAAGGAUCCGGGCUGCAGAGCGGUUCUGGAGCUAUGCUCUCCAGAGGCCCACAGGGUCCUGCAGGAAUCCCUGGACUUCAAGGCCCCAAGGGUAACGAUGGUUUAGACGGCUCCUCAGGAAAGCCGGGGCUAAAGGGGGAGGCGGGGGCUACAGGACCACCAGGGUUUCCAGGACUGGACGGACUAAAAGGGGAAGAGGGGAACAAAGGAGAGUCAGGACAAAAGGGAGAGGCGGGACGGGACGGGCUCAGUCUCCCCGGCACUCCAGGACCCCCCGGACCUCCAGGACCCCUUCUCAACCUCCGAGAUCUUCAACUCAACGACACAGAUGGUGCCUUCAACUUCUCUGGGAUGGUUGAAGCUCGAGGAGGACCACAAGGUCCAAAGGGGGACAGCGGGUUUCCAGGAGUUCAAGGACGUCCAGGACUGAAGGGGGAAAGGGGGGAGCCAGGAUUUGUCAUCGCAGCCGAUGGAUCCAUGAUGUCGGACCGGGCCGGUCCCCUCAGAGUCCAGGGAGAUAGUGGUCUACAAGGACCUGCUGGAACGCAAGGACCGACGGGACCGACGGGACCAGCAGGACCCAAAGGAGAAUUUGGUUUGCCUGGAAGAUCUGGUCGUCCUGGGCUGAUGGGACCAAAAGGAGAGAGUGGGGACUCUGCAGGUCGGCCGGGACUUCCUGGUCUUCCGGGGCUGCCGGGCCGUUCAGGAAUAUUCAACUGCCCCAAAGGAACGGUGUUCCCCGUCCCUCCCAGACCACACUGCAAAAUGCCCAGCUGCUCGAGGAUGACUCUGAAAUAUUCCUGCAUGCUGCAUGUCCAGUCUGGAAAGGUGAAGGCUCAUUGCCAAAACCACAAUGAGCUUCAUCCCAAUGGAACCAUUGUAGUCGGUAACUGUCAGACGGGAGUACAAGGUGAAAAGGGAGCGAGAGGUCUUCCUGGGAUGCCUGCGCCCCCGAACUCGUUUCCUCUACGAGGAGGCUGGGGGGCAAUAGGUGAUCAGGGCAUUAAAGGAGAGAAGGGAGACAAGGGGGAGGAAGGGUUGACCGGGCUCCCCGGCGGCUCUGGGAGAACGGGACUUGUGGGACCUAAAGGAGAGUCGGUGCUCGGUCCACCAGGCCACCCCGGGGUGCCGGGUUCACCGGGUAUCCCAGGGUACGGCAGACCAGGACCGGUCGGCCCCGCGGGGCCCCCGGGGCCUCCGGGCCCCUCUGGGUCCUCCUCAAGAUACGGUUCAGCUGUGACUAUUUCCGGCCCCCCUGGACCUCCAGGACCCCCUGGAGCUUCGGGUAACGCAGCAUCUCUGAAAACAUUUGCGACCCGUGAGAGCAUGAUGCAGCACACCGUCAGGGACGCAGAGGGAACUCUAGCGUACGUCACGUCCACAGGAAGUCUCUUCCUCAAGGUCUCCCAGGGAUGGAAAGAGAUGCAGCUUGGCAGUCUGAUCUACGUGUCCAACAACAUUAUUCCACAGGAUGAGCCCCGUGUUGCAUAUCAGAUAAGAGGAGACACGAUGGAAAGAAUACGUUCAGUUAACGAAAAGCUCAACCUGGUGGCCCUGAACCAGCCGCACUCAGGCGACAUGAUGGGGCUCGACACGGCCGACCGCAUGUGUUACGAGCAGGCCAAGGCGAUGGGUCUGGCUCCGAACUUCCGCGCCUUCAUCUCCUCACACAGGCAGGACCUGGUCCAUGUGGUCUAUCCUGGCUUCAGGGAAACUCUGCCAGUUACCAACCUCAGGGGAGACGUCAUGUUUAGGAACUGGAGGUCCAUUUUCAAUGGCGACGGCGGGGCAAUGGAUGCCAGGAUACCCAUCUACUCCUUUGACGGCCGGGAUGUUUUAGCCGACCCCUUCUGGCCUCAGAAGAGUAUCUGGCACGGCUCCAGCAGCAGGGGCGUCCGGGCGGUGCACAAACAUUGUGAGACGUGGCGAGCCGACCACAUGUCUGUCAUGGGCCAGUCAUCCAGCCUGACCUCAGGUCUGCUCCUGGGCCAGCAGACGCGGAGCUGUUCCAACCAGUACAUCGUUCUCUGCAUCGAGACACACAAAAACCUUUAAACCCCCCCGAUGCCACUCAACCAGGGAGCCCACCCCAGCCCCGUAAACACUCUGGAGUGUCUUUCCUAGAAAGGGACGUCGGCUUCAGCACAUCUUCAGUGCUACGUGUAGCUUAUUAAAACAAAACAACACCUUUUCUGUCACAAAGAGGAUGUUAGCACUAUUUAUUUGUCCUCCCUCGUCGGACGUCAUCGUUCUUUCUGAGGAGCGAGAAGAUUCUUAGACUUCAGCCGAGGUGUAACCCUGGAAGGUAAAGUGUGCAGUUGAUGCGACACUGGAACUGGAAUCAUUUUGCGGAUUGCUUCCGAUCCAAAGUCGCCUUGUGUUGAGAAGCAUCCGGGAGAUCUGUCCUCGUAUACGACCUGGUGGCACAUAAAGUAAACACGGAGACGAAGAGUCUCCUCAGCAGCAGAAUGAAUAAUGCUAACAUCUCAAAGAGAGUGUGCUAACGCUUUAUAAUGUUCAACCCAGCACCUUUUAUUCUUCAUACAUCUGUCACUUUACAACAACAAAGCAUGAGCUCACUCAAACAUAGUCCCCGAGGUGUGUUGAGGACAAGACGUCUCUUUCACGAGUUCAUCGUGUCUUCGUCGUCUCAAGAGAAGCUGCAGGAAUCUGCACAAAGAACGAGGAAGAUUCUUACAAAUGAUAGAUUUCCAAAGACGUUUGUGGUGGAAGCAUAAAUAAUUACUUUCACUGUUUUGUUUACAGGUUUUCAUGGAGAGUUUAAAAAGAUAAUCUGUUUCCAUCCUCGUCCCUCGUCGAGACACACAACCAGUGUCGCCACCAAAGUCAUGUUUUGAUGCACUGUACUUUAUUUUUAAAGAUAUCUUCUAGCUCAACAUUUUCAUUGUUGAACGUGUUUGUGUUGUAGCUUUCUACGUCUCACAUCUUAGCAGCUCUUUCUCUCAAGAGGCUAUUUAAUUUAAAUUCAAUGAUUUAUUUAUACCGUCACAGCACAUACCAUGAAAUCAGAUCAUUAAAUUUAAGAAUGUAAUUUAUCGUUUGUUGUUUGUUAAAUGUUUCUUCUCUUUUUCUAUUUUUUGUACAUUUUCCCUCUUUUUCUUUUUUUCUUUUACGUUUUCUAGAUUUCCGGACAAUGUUGACAACAAACAUUCCACCUAACGUAGAGACACAAAUAUUUCAUGCUGAAACUAAAAUACUAGAAAAUGAAAUUUCAAGGGAGAAAGUCAAAUGUUUUUCUAUAAAUAUUGGUGCUUUGUUGAAUAAAGUUCUCUUUUCAUAAAGUU
Messenger RNA from Cottoperca gobio, 5256 nucleotides. Its product is annotated as collagen alpha-1(XVIII) chain-like. Gene Ontology annotation, biological process: extracellular matrix organization. The coding region runs from base 173 to 4006 and encodes 1277 amino acids. NCBI's taxonomy places the organism in Eukaryota, Metazoa, Chordata, Actinopteri, Perciformes, Bovichtidae. The transcript has 45 exons. The record is from RefSeq and is a predicted model, not a curated record. Gene Ontology annotation, molecular function: extracellular matrix structural constituent conferring tensile strength.